AUGCCGUCUUUUACCUGCUCUUGUCCUCCCAAUACUCCCACAACCGAGCAACCAUCACCUCUUUUCCCGCGUCAACAUCGCUGUCACAACGAGACGCCGGCUGCUGACGGCCUACUAGCCUUCGAGGGCCCCGCGGGCUCUGAGGAGGCUACAAGGAAGGCCCUGCUUUGGCUAGAACAGAGACUGUAUAGCAUGCCUAUCGUCCGCGGGUUCGAUGUCAGCGAUGACUCCAACGUCGAGGGGGACCAUGUCGAAAAACCACACGAGCUGCCUGCGAUGCAUGCUCGGAAUGAUUUGAUAUCUAGGAUCAAGGCUGAGCAGGUUACGAGAACAAGAUCAAGAUCACCUGACCGACAUGCAACCAUCUCUCCUCCGGAACAUGUUCAACAGCCGUUCUCGGACCCCCUACCAGAGCGCGAGCACUAUCGACGUCCAUCACAGUAUUUGUCGACGACACCGCCACUGUCUCGACCUCAGCAUACAGUCGUAUCGCCCUCAUUCCAGCAUCGAUCGUCCAUUUCGCAAUAUUACCCGAAACCACCGACGUCUCCUCUGGUACAUGCUACCACGUCUGCCUAUGGUUCUGAAGGUUCCGACCCGAUAGACAUUGGUUCAUCAGCGGAUACGUUUGAACUAGGCUCGCCUCGGUUGCCCUAUCACUCCUCACAUCGGCCUUCGCAUAGCUAUCGGCCGCAUUCGUUGGUCGGUAGUUUGGGCUUCUCAUAUAGCGCAAGCCCCGGUAAUGGCCUUCCUAUGGCGAGGUCUGGACGGAGGACAAGUGCAACUGCUUUGAACCACCACCAUGAAUUAUUCGGCAGUUUCGUUGGUUCAUACGAGGAAAGCAUCUUGAGUGGUCGCAUGUCGACCUUGCCAUCGAAGCCAUUAAAUUUCAUUGCACAAAUCGGUGUCCUUGGGCUGGGCAAAUGCAAAAGCUCACUUCGGUGCCCGCCACAUGUUACCAUACCAUUCCCAGCCUACUUCUACACUGUCCCCGAAUGUGAAGGCCCAAGCCCUUACGUAGGGCAGGUUGAUAUCGAGGCGGCUUUGACCGACAAGAAAAAGUUCCCAGGGGGCUACAGAAUUCCUCCGAGAGGCCAACUUCAGAUUGUGAUCAAGAACGCUAAUAACACUGCAGUGAAGCUAUUUUUGGUGCCGUACGAUGUUACGGACAUGCCGCCGGGCACGAGAACGUUCCUCAGGCAGAAGCAUUAUUCCAAAACAAAUCCGAUUGAUGAUGCACUUGCGUCUUCAUCUAACAAUGCUUCACUGAAACCGGACCAAGACAAAGAGACGUUGAGGUACGCGUUGCAUUUGCAUAUAUGCUCUCCAUCCAAGGACAAGUUUUACCUUUACAAGAAUAUACGCGUUGUUUUCGCAAAUCGCGUUCCCGACGGAAAGGAAAAACUCCGAGUUGAAGUGCAAUACUCCCAACCAAAGUACACGAAAUGGGUUCAAGGAGAUUACGGGAAACGAGUGGGCUUGAUGAAGGAGCUUCAAGAACGAAAUAGACCGGUGCUACACGUCGACACGAAGGGUGCAAACUGCGAGAGCAAUUCCCCUGCCGACAUGGGUUGGAGCAACUACUCUCCUACAAGAGUUGUUCCCUCACCUACAAGUGCGACGACCGGACGAAGCACGCCUGAAAGUAUGUUGGCUGUGAAGCUGAAGGGGUUGGAUGUUGGUUCUGGUGUGGAUGAACAAUCGAGAUAA
Molecule: messenger RNA, 1710 nt
Organism: Saitoella complicata NRRL Y-17804
Lineage: Eukaryota; Fungi; Ascomycota; Saitoellomycetes; Saitoellales; Saitoellaceae
Exons: 1
Coding region: 1-1710 (569 amino acids)
Source: RefSeq, a predicted model, not a curated record